AUGGGGAAGAAGGCACAUCACAACAAGUCUCCAAGAGCUAACUCUGGUACAAUUCCUUCAUCAGUUGGAAAUCUAGUGAAUUUGACUAUAUUGGCAUUGGGGCUGAACAUUCUCACUGGGGUAAUUCCUGAAAGUAUAGGUAAUCUGAAGAAUUUGCAGCUGUUAACAUUGUAUAGAAGCAGACUAAUAGGAAAUAUUCCAUCUUCUAUAGGCAAUCUCACUCAAUUAGUAAACCCUUAUCUUACUGGAAACAAUUUGGAUGGCUCUAUACCUUCAAGCCUUGGAAAUUUGCAGCAAGUAGAAGAGCUGGGUCUAGGUAAUAAUGAUCUAGGUGGUGAAGUACCUAAAGAAAUAUUCAGCUUAUCCUCCCUUACAUCUUUUGGUUUAUCUUAUAACUCACUCUCUGGUAGCAUUCCUUUUGAAGUCAGUAGCAUGAAAUAUCUUCGGAUACUGUAUGUCGUGGGAAAUAAGUUGACAGGUGAAAUUCCGAGCAGUUUAGGAGAUUGUCAGCUUCUAGAGUCUUUAAACAAUUUAAAAGGUAAUUCUAUUGACAGAGUAACUUCUGCUUUGCCUUGGUCCAAUGAUCGGUAUCUCAGAGCUUCAUACUUGGAACUAGCGAAGGCAACUGAUGGCUUCUCUGAUAACAAUUUGAUAGGCACAGAAAGUUAUGCCUUGGUAUACAGAGUGAUUCUCCAUCAUGAUAAUACGAUUGUAGCUGUGAAAAUAUUGAAACUUGAGAGACGAGGAGCAACCAAGAGCUUCACUGAUGAAUAUGAGGCUUUGAGAAAUAUCAGACAUCGAUAUCUUAUCAAAAUUCUCACCUCAUGCUCCACAGUCGAUAAAAAAGUGGACGAUUCCAAAGCUCUAGUAUUUGAAUUCAUGCCUAAUGGAAAUUUGGAAGCAUGGUUGCAUACAGAAAACAAGGGCCAUAGCUUGAUACAGAGGUUAAAUAUAGCCAUUGAUGUUGCUGAUGCACUAAAAUAUCUACAUUAUGACUGUCAAGUACAAGUCAUUCAUUGUGAUCUGAAGCCUAGUAAUAUUCUACUUGAUGAUGAUAUGGUUGCUCAUGUGGGUGAUUUUGGACUGGCAAGGUUAGUAACUGAUACGAGCAUGCUUGUACAGAAUUCUAGCUGCUCAAUAGCGAUAAAGGGAACCAUUGGAUACGUUCCUCCAGAAUACGGUGCAGGUGCUCAGGUAUCUACUUCUGGAGACGAAUACGGCUAUGGAAUCAUUCUACUAGAGAUGUUUACAGGAAUAGGACCUACUGAUGAUAUGUUCAAAGAUGGCCAAAAUCUUCCUAAUUUUGUCCAAGUAAUGUUUCCUGAUAGAGUUACAGAGGUCAUAGAUCCAGUUCUACUGUUACAACAAGCAGAGGGUGGAUAUUUCAACCUUGAGGAUGACUCGGUUACGGAUUCAAGAAAAGUCCAAGAAUGA
This is a messenger RNA of Asparagus officinalis (garden asparagus), 1434 nucleotides long. Its product is annotated as probable LRR receptor-like serine/threonine-protein kinase At3g47570. Gene Ontology annotation, molecular function: protein binding; protein kinase activity; ATP binding. Bases 1 to 1434 code for a protein of 477 amino acids. Lineage: Eukaryota; Viridiplantae; Streptophyta; Magnoliopsida; Asparagales; Asparagaceae. The transcript has 4 exons. The record is from RefSeq and is a predicted model, not a curated record. Gene Ontology annotation, biological process: protein phosphorylation.